Molecule: messenger RNA, 959 nt
Organism: Mustela erminea (ermine)
Lineage: Eukaryota; Metazoa; Chordata; Mammalia; Carnivora; Mustelidae
Gene: NAXE
Product: NAD(P)HX epimerase
Exons: 6
Coding region: 23-907 (294 amino acids)
Cellular component (GO): mitochondrion
Molecular function (GO): NAD(P)HX epimerase activity
Source: RefSeq, a predicted model, not a curated record
GGGGGCGGAGCCGGCGCCGCACAUGCGCCGGGCGAGCUCCAUGUCCGCGCUGCGGACGCUGCUGGGGCUCGGGCUGCUGGCCGCCGGCUCCCAUCUGCGGCGCGUCGCGGGCCAGGCCGGCGCCUGCCGUGCGGGGCCCGCGUGGUGGGGGACGCGGCGGCCGCGCUCGGGCGGCCCCGGGGAGUCGGCGGGCAUGGCGAGCCCGGCGGUGAAGUACCUGAGCCAGGAGGAGGCCCAGGCGGUGGACGAGGAGCUGUUCAACGAGUACCAGUUCAGCGUGGACCAACUAAUGGAGCUGGCCGGGCUGAGCUGCGCCACGGCCAUCGCCAAGGCCUAUCCCCCCAAGUCCAUGUCCCGGAGCCCCCCCGCCGUCCUGGUCAUCUGCGGGCCCGGGAAUAACGGAGGAGACGGUCUGGUCUGCGCGCGGCACCUCAAGCUCUUCGGCUACCAGCCAACCAUUUAUUACCCCAAAAGGCCGAACAAGCCGCUCUUCACAGCGCUGGUGACCCAGUGUCAGAAAAUGGAAAUCCCUUUCCUUGGUGAAAUGCCCUCGGAGCCCAUGCUGAUCGACGAACUGUACGAGCUGGUCGUGGACGCCAUCUUUGGCUUCAGCUUCAAAGGCGAUGUCCGGGAGCCGUUCCGCAGCAUCCUGAGUGUCCUGAAUGGGCUCACGGUGCCCAUCGCGAGCAUCGACAUCCCCUCAGGAUGGGACGUGGAGAAGGGGAACUCCGGAGGGAUCCAGCCAGACUUGCUCAUCUCCCUGACAGCACCCAAAAAGUCGGCCACCCAGUUCACUGGGCGCUACCACUACCUGGGGGGUCGCUUUGUGCCACCUGCUCUGGAAAAGAAAUACCAGCUGAAUCUGCCGCCCUACCCCGACACCGAGUGUGUCUACCGUCUGCAGUGAGGGGGGCCGGGCGGCCAUUCCUCCCAAUAAAGACUUUGUGGCCCCCUCCCGA